Messenger RNA from Ceutorhynchus assimilis (cabbage seed weevil), 513 nucleotides. The record is from the annotation of a GenBank genome assembly. NCBI's taxonomy places the organism in Eukaryota, Metazoa, Arthropoda, Insecta, Coleoptera, Curculionidae.
UCUCAACUGGUAUUUUGGCUUGUUGGGAGGAAGGGGGGGAUUUGUUACACACAGGCCAUCCUGUAGUAGUGGCCCCAUUUCCUUAAAUUAACAACAAUGCGUUUAUUUCCACCGCUCGCCUUUAUCAAACGUUCCAGAGCCGUGCCCCAAGAACCGGUGCCCUACAAAUACAGCGUCCCCCUGAAACUCAAACAAGGAGUAUCGAACAAGGGGGGCAAAAUCUCCGAAGUGUGCUGCAUCCACGAAAUGUCCGUAAUGUUUUCCUGCUUGAAAGACAACGAGUUUCAACAGCAGUUGUGCCACAAGGAGGUGGAAUCAUUUCAAAAGUGCUACACAUCGUUUUUGACCGACAAGAAUCAGAGAAGCGAAAGAGAGAUGAAGGGACUUUUGACGCCCGGCGAAAAGAGAAUGACAUCCAAGCAAUUGAACGUGCUAUUAAAAAAAUACCCUAAUCUAGAGUAGUUAUAAUAAUUUAUUGUAGAUAGUUUGGUUUAAUAUAAAGUUAUGUUUUAA